UUAGCCAAUCAUCGAUCUGGCCUCUCUGGCGCCGGAAGAAGCCGUUGCCUCGAGCAACGUCAACGUCCGGUUUUCUGAGUUUGGCGGCGGGAAAGACCAUGAGCAAAAGCCGGGCAGACACAGCGGCGGGAGCCUCGGGACUGCUGCUGAAAUACCUGCAGGAGCAGAAUCGCCCCUAUAGCGCCCAGGACGUGUUCGGGAACCUGCAGCGGGAACACGGACUUGGCAAGGCGGCGGUGGUGAAGGCGCUGGAACAGCUGGCCCAGCAAGGCAAGAUCAAAGAGAAGAUGUACGGCAAGCAGAAGAUAUAUUUUGCAGAUCAGGACCAAUUUGACAUGGUGAGCGAUGCUGACCUCCAAAGCCUGGAUGCCAAGAUCGUGGCCCUUAGUGCGCAGGUGCAGGGCCUGCAGCAGAGCUGCCGCCACAUGGAGGCCGAGCUGAGAGAGUUAACUAGUUCCCUGACCACACCGGAGAUGCAGAAAGAGAUCCAAGAAUUAAGGAAGGAAUGUGCUGGCUACUCAGAGAGACUGCAAAACAUUAAGGCAGCCACUAACCAUGUAACUCCAGAAGAGAAAGAACAGGUGUACAAGGACAGGCAGAAGUACUGUAAGGAGUGGAGAAAACGGAAGCGGAUGGCAACAGAGCUGUGUGAUGCAAUUCUUGAAGGAUACCCCAAGAGCAAGAAGCAGUUUUUUGAGGAAGUUGGGAUAGAAACAGAUGAGGACUACAACGUCAAGCUUCCAGACCCCUGAAAGGUCC
Messenger RNA from Elephantulus edwardii (Cape elephant shrew), 759 nucleotides. RefSeq names its product PSMC3 interacting protein (gene PSMC3IP). Gene Ontology annotation, molecular function: recombinase activator activity; double-stranded DNA binding. Lineage: Eukaryota; Metazoa; Chordata; Mammalia; Macroscelidea; Macroscelididae. Gene Ontology annotation, biological process: meiotic strand invasion involved in reciprocal meiotic recombination; meiotic joint molecule formation; homologous chromosome pairing at meiosis. The transcript has 8 exons. Gene Ontology annotation, cellular component: DNA recombinase auxiliary factor complex; condensed nuclear chromosome. The record is from RefSeq and is a predicted model, not a curated record. Bases 99 to 752 code for a protein of 217 amino acids.